AUGUACCGAACUGUUGUAAUUGCCGGGGAGUUUGAGCAGUGGUGCAUAGCUGAUGAGCAAACCCCAGACGAUGAGUUGAAGGCAGCCAUGGACUGGGCUUGUGGGAGCGGCGGUGCAGAUUGCAGUAAGAUUCAGAUGAAUCAGGCUUGUUGUUUUCCCAACACCAUGAGAAACCAUGCUUCCUAUGCAUUCAAUGAUUACUUCCAGAAGUUCAAACACAAGGGCGGAUCUUGCAACUUCAGAGGAGCUGCCAUGAUUACAGAACUCGAUCCCAGUUACGAAAAUUGCCGAUAUGAGUUCAUUUCUUGAUCAAGAAGCAAUUGCUUAUGAGUUAUGGUUGAAGCGAUCCAAAUCAGAUUCAGAUGUUGGUCUUUCUAGUUUU
Molecule: messenger RNA, 382 nt
Organism: Hibiscus syriacus
Lineage: Eukaryota; Viridiplantae; Streptophyta; Magnoliopsida; Malvales; Malvaceae
Product: glucan endo-1,3-beta-glucosidase 4-like
Exons: 3
Coding region: 1-309 (102 amino acids)
Source: RefSeq, a predicted model, not a curated record